Messenger RNA from Odocoileus virginianus texanus, 1299 nucleotides. RefSeq names its product mitochondrial ribosomal protein L18 (gene MRPL18). Gene Ontology annotation, biological process: translation. Gene Ontology annotation, cellular component: mitochondrion; ribosome. The record is from RefSeq and is a predicted model, not a curated record. NCBI's taxonomy places the organism in Eukaryota, Metazoa, Chordata, Mammalia, Artiodactyla, Cervidae. Gene Ontology annotation, molecular function: structural constituent of ribosome; 5S rRNA binding.
AGGUGGGGGGGCGUGAGGUGGUGUGCCUGAGGUAGGGCCUAGGGUUAUGUACGGUUCUGGAUGGUUUAUAAAUCGGCGUCCUUGUUUUCCUUACGUGUAUGGGUUCGAGCGGAGAGCGCCCGGCUUCAAGCGUUUAGGGUUGGGAGUCUGAGCGGGACAGCGCAAGGGUUCUCCAUGAGUCAUUAGGGAAAACAACCAUAAUAUCUGAAGAGAAAACCGCCUCGCGCUGCCGUUUCCUCUCAGAGACCAACGUGUCUGUGUGUGUCCGCCCAAUUAUCGGUCUGUACUUUGCGACCCGAGGGCCCAACUAAGGUACCAAGACGCCUUGCGGGACAGGGAGGCGGGAUGCGGCCGACUAGCGUGGUCAGACUUAACGGACCGUGCCCAGCCCCCACUUGGCUCGCUGCGAGGUGUCUGGCUGGCUCCGGUGUUUGCGCCACAGCGUAAGCGCUGAUUGGAGGAAUGGAGAUGACGGAUUGCACUCUCUGCCACUCAGCUGCAGGGGGCUUGUUAGUGCGGCGGUCUAGGCAUCUAUGACCUUACGUCAUUCGAAGGCUUUUCCCUGAGUUAGUAUGGCUGCGGCCGGCGGCUUUCUGGGACGCCGUUGAGGAGAGGAGGGCAAGGUCUGUCCGAGGCUUUGGCUGCGAUUCUCCUAAGCGAUGGCGCUUCGGCUGCGGUUCUGGGAAUUGUUGCCGUUUUGCAGAAACCCCGGGUGUCGGGUGGCAGCGCUCUCGACCAGUGCUAAGCCAGCGGUGAAGCCUGAGGUGGACCCCGUGGGAAAUGAAGCUAUUGCCCCAGAGUUCACCAACCGGAACCCCCGGAAUCUGGAGCUCUUAGCUGUAGCCAGAAAAGAGCGGGGUUGGGGGACCGUGUGGCCCUCCCGUGAGUUCUGGCACAGGUUGCGAGUUAUAAGGAGUCAGCAUCAUAUAGAAGCACUUGUUGAGCAUCGCAAUGGCCAGGUUGUGGUUUCGGCAUCCACUCGUGAAUGGGCCAUUAAAAAGCACCUUUAUAGCACCAAAAAUGUGGUGGCUUGUGAGAGUGUAGGACGAGUGCUGGCACAGCGGUGCUUGGAAGCAGGAAUCAACUUCAUGGUCUACCAACCCACUCCUUGGGAGGCAGCGUCAGACUCGAUGAAACGACUACAGAUUGCCAUGAUAGAGGGUGGUGUGGUGCUACAGGAGCCUCGGAGAAUCUAUGAAUGAAGCAGAAGCAUUGUUUGGAGCUUGUAAAUGAAAGCUGUCAGCUCUUCAUUCAUCAGAAGAGAGCCUCUGGAAGAACUGCCAACUUGGACGUUUUAUA